AGAAGCGGCGGGCGGUGACCUGUGAGGACGUAGAGAGGAAAAAUGACUGAACAGAGACGUGAUUGUUCUGUUUUGCCUUCGACACCAGUUAACAUUUGGCUCGCUUCAGCGAGUUAAACGGGAUUAACAGCGACAGUAAGCUGCAGUCAAACUAUCCAAGAAACGGAAUGUCGUCACAGACAGAAUCGACGGUCGGUGAAUUUCGUCGGAGAGACCUCGGACGGUGCUAAACGGCUAACUGUCUGAUUGAAAUUAGACUGUGUUGCGCUUAUUUUAACAGCUUUAGUUAAUCAAUCGGUGUUUUAGCUGUUUGCUAAAUGACAGUAUUUAUCCGUAAAGUAAACACCGGGUGACAGCCACGUCACCUAGCUUCUUUCUCUCUUUUACUAUAAGCACCGCAGUGCUCUUGGUUCGCUAUUUUUGUAGUUAUUUUCUAACAAAAACCUCCAGUGGUUUUUCUUCGGCCAUGGCUCCAAUGGGCAUCCGCCUGUCACCGCUCGGUGUGGCCGUUUUCUGCCUCCUUGGAGUCGGCGUUAUCUACCACCUGUAUGCCGGGGUCAUCUCCAGCCGCCUGGCUGCUUUCAGACAGACGAGAAAAGUGGAUCUGAGAGACCUGCUGGCUGUCUCAGUGGAGGCUGCAGUACUGGGUGGCAUAGAGGUAAAGAAGGUGCGUGAUGAAAACGGUCUGAAGGAGAAGUCAAAAGGAAAGACAAGAGAGGGAGCCAAUGAGCUUCUGACCAUGGGUGACCUGCAGUCACAUAGAAAGAUGUUUAACCUUAUAAGGAAUACCUUCCCUGAAAUCACGGUGAACAGUGAGGAACAUGACAACAUGGUGGAUAAGGCGGCAACCUGGAGCCAGGACAUUCCAGCUGACAUACUAGACAAGAUAAAGGCGGGAAAAGACGUUCCUGCUGAGAGCAUCACUGUGUGGAUCGAUCCUCUGGACGCUACACAGGAAUAUACAGAGAACCUUGUCAAGUAUGUGACCACAAUGGUAUGUGUGGCUGUAGAUGGUAAACCAAUCAUUGGGGUCAUACACCAGCCAUUCACUGGGUUCACUGCCUGGGCGUUUGUGGGUCAGGGAUCAAAUAUGCAUCCCCGGUCGUCCUACAGUGUAAGCCCUCCAAAGGUGAUAGUAUCACGUUCCCACUCUGGGGAAGUUAAAAGCUAUAUUCAUGAUGCUUUUGGAAACAACACAUCAAUCACAGAAGCAGGUGGUGCAGGGUACAAGGUCCUGUCGCUCUUGGAGAUGCCCUCAAGUGAUACAGAGUCCAUAGACCAGGCAGACGCUUAUGUCCACAUCACCUUUAUUAAGAAAUGGGACAUCUGCGCUGGUGCAGCACUACUUAAUGCACUGGGAGGCCACAUGACAACACUAAAGGGAGAGGACAUCGACUACAGUGGGGCACCACUCAACAAAGGAGGACUGGUGGCCAGUGUUAAUGUGGACCAUAAGGCCAUCGUGGAGAGACUACCAAACUGGGACCCUGAGAAGCACUGAAAGACACAAACACAGAGCCAUUGGUAGUCUGGUCAGGUUGUGGUAAGAGCAACAUGUGGCAGUCCUUUUCUGUAACUAAGAAUAGGCUGUAAACAUAACCAGGCCUCAUCAUCAUGAGAUCGGGAUCAACCAAUCAGAUGGAUUGUCAGAUGGAGUCACUGGCACGGGCCACUGAGCAGGACUGUGGAUCCAACAUGACUGCAGCUGGAAACUGCAAUGGCUGACACAAUGGCUCUGAAUGCACACUCCCUUUCAUGCAUACAUACUUGCAGCUAGGAAACAGUACAUCUUCCUCUCUACGUGCACGCACACACACACACACACACGUACACACAAAAACAUGCUCACAAUGAACACUGGACAGCAGUCGCCCUCCCUGAGUCCCCUCCCUUCACCUUCAGAGGACAGCAGGAUAACUAAUGUGAAAUGUUGAACUAAGGAGCACAAUGCUGAACAUUACAGCAAAACCUACAAAGUGACUGACAUCGUUGUCUUUUAUCGUUUUAAGUCUAAUCUUCAUCACAUGAUGUUCUAGUGAAAACACAGGAAUAAAGAGCCCCAUGAAUUGCACACAGGCACGGUAUCAUAAAUGUCAACAUCAGCUUAGCUCAGUUAGUGAAACAACUACCUAGAAAUAUUUGAGACCGGAUAGAAACUGACAGGGAACAAUGAGCUUCAGUGGUUCUAGUCUCUGGCCACUAAGAUGCCACUUCACCAACAAUCCCUCUGUUCACCAGCAUCACACAACAAUUCGCUUCACUUUAAAAAACGUUUGUAAAGCAGUGCCACUUCAUUGAACAGAGCAGUGUGCACUGAGUCAAACUUAAAGGUCAGACUUACAUGGAAAGAAAAACAUCCUUCAAUACUUUUCAGAAAAUGUUUGUAAAAAACUGAACUGUGAAAAUUGUCUAAAUUAUUCAGUUACUGACCAACAGCUCUAGUUUGGCUAAAAUAUGUUGCAGCCAAAUAGGCAAAAAAAAUAACACAAUUGAAUUAAGAUUAAAUGGUCAAAGGUAAACAAGAUUUUUGGCUGAUUAAACCUAUUCUGAGGUACAAGUGUGGACAUGCUGUGAUUGAUGUUUCCCUGAUAGCAUAAUAUGAGAACUUCAAGGCGUGUCCACUGAGAAUAGAGGGCAGUGAGUGCAAGGACAGGGUGGAGGAUGAUAGUGAAUUGUCUGAUAAAGAUUAAUCCUCAGCAGAGGUUUAAUCAGACAGAAUAACUUAAAACACAUGUGGGUGUGUAAGGGCUUGAAACUCAACCUCCUGUAAAUACCCAGUUGGACUCUGGAUUGAAGUCAUAAAGCACCUUCACAGUCUGGUACUCCACAUAACACCAUCACCUCCCCAGUGCAUACCGUGUUAGUAGGACUGUUGCAUUUCUCAGUGGAUUAAUAGCAGAGCAUCCUGUUUAAAGAUUGGAUGAUAAUGUGGUCUUAUCUCUGCUGUAAAACAAUGUAGAAAAGCAAGUUCUAUCCGGUAUGUACAGUCUUAUUCAUGAUUUUAACAGUCUGCCAAAUGGGAAUUACAGAAGAAUGAUUUUGUGUUUGAAUGGUACAUUGUCAAGAACUAAAUGUAAAAAAAAUAAAUAAAUCCAGUGCAUGGACCGCUA
Molecule: messenger RNA, 3110 nt
Organism: Thunnus maccoyii (southern bluefin tuna)
Lineage: Eukaryota; Metazoa; Chordata; Actinopteri; Scombriformes; Scombridae
Gene: bpnt2
Product: 3'(2'), 5'-bisphosphate nucleotidase 2
Exons: 8
Coding region: 467-1501 (344 amino acids)
Biological process (GO): phosphatidylinositol phosphate biosynthetic process
Cellular component (GO): endomembrane system
Molecular function (GO): 3'-nucleotidase activity
Source: RefSeq, a predicted model, not a curated record